Molecule: messenger RNA, 993 nt
Organism: Maudiozyma saulgeensis
Lineage: Eukaryota; Fungi; Ascomycota; Saccharomycetes; Saccharomycetales; Saccharomycetaceae
Source: the annotation of a GenBank genome assembly
AUGAGUUUCUUAUCUAAAUUAUCUAAAUUGAAAAGAAAUAGUCCUAGUUAUCAUGCGGAUAAUUCUUCUAAUAUAAAUAAAAAAAAUGAAAUUGAAGAAGAACCAUCUUCAUUAUUACCAACAAAUUACAUACGUGACGAAGAUCCAGCUGUACGUCGACUUAAAGAGAUUCGUAAUAAAGAAAGAUUAAAGAAUAAAUCUAAUGAGAAACCAAAGGAUAAAAUCAUAAAACGUCGUAGUACAACUAGACGUAAAAAAAUUAAUGAUACAGAGCAAGAUAUAGGCACAGUAUACAAACGUCGACUUGGUAGUAAUUCAAAUAAAUCAUCACAAACAAAUAUAAUGAAAAGACGAGAGCCUAUUAAAAAGAUGAGUUUUGAGGAAUUAAUGAAACAAGCCGAUUCACAAGACAUUAUUAAAACAAAUGCAAUUCGGAAUAAUACUAAAACCACACAUUUAAAUAAACCAGGAUUUAAGAAACGGAAUCCAAUACGAGGGAAAAAUAAUGACAUAAUGAAACAAAAUCAAGUACCCCCUCCUCCUUCUUCUUCUUCUUCUUCGAAGAAUAUAAAUGAACCAAAGGUAAUACAUUUAAAUACACGCAUAGGUACAAGUAUUGCCCGACCUCAUGCAAGAUUUCAAGCCAAACUUAAUAAACACAAACAAUAUGCUGCAGCAGAAGAUGAAUAUGAUGAAGAUUUAGAUGAUUUUAUAGAAGAAGAUGAAGAAGAAGAAGAGGAACGUAUUAGAGAUAAUCGUGGAUAUGACCGUGAUGAAAUAUGGGCAAUGUUCAAUAGACCAGGUCAACGUAAUCAUUAUCGUCCUCAAGAAGAUGAAUGGGAUUCUGAUGAUAUGGAGACUAAUGAAAUAGAUAUAAUGGCAGAAGAAGAGGAAGCUACUAGAGCAGCUAGAUUAGAAGAUAAAAGAGAACAAAAUUGGUUGCGUAAACACGAUGAAGCUAAAGCUAAAGCCAGAAAUCGUUCUAAAAGGUAA